Molecule: messenger RNA, 1342 nt
Organism: Limulus polyphemus (Atlantic horseshoe crab)
Lineage: Eukaryota; Metazoa; Arthropoda; Merostomata; Xiphosura; Limulidae
Gene: Rtca
Product: RNA 3'-terminal phosphate cyclase-like
Exons: 11
Coding region: 109-1206 (365 amino acids)
Biological process (GO): RNA processing
Cellular component (GO): nucleus
Molecular function (GO): RNA-3'-phosphate cyclase activity
Source: RefSeq, a predicted model, not a curated record
AACUGCUUAUAACAUCAUAACGUAAAUACUGCUGAUGCUGGGUGAUAUGAGGGAGUUGUUGAUUUUCAUUUAUCCGUUUUUGUGCAUUAAAUAUUGAAAUAUACCGCAAUGGGAACACCAUCAUCAGAAAUCAUUACUAUUGAUGGCGGAGUUAUGGAAGGAGGUGGACAAAUUUUGAGGAUGGCAAUGGCAUUUAGUACUUUACUUCGGAAACCAAUACGUGUUACCAACAUAAGAGCAGGUCGCAGUAACCCAGGACUAAGACCUCAGCAUUUAACAGGACUACAGCUCGUCCGUGAUCUCUGUGGAGGACGGCUCAAGGGAGGUGAAAUUGGCUCAACAGAUAUAUCCUUCUACCCCGGACCUGUGAAGUCAGGAGAGUUUGUUGCUAAUACGGGCACAGCAGGGAGUAUCUGCCUCAUAUUGCAGAUAGCUUUACCUUGUUUGGUGUUCAGCAUUGAAGCCUCAACUAUUAUGAUCAAAGGAGGCACCGAUGUUACUAGUUCUCCCCCGUUUGACCAUUACUUAAUGGUCUUUAAACCUAUCCUGGAGAAGUUUGGGGUGAAAUUUGAUUGUAAUAUCGUGAGAAGAGGUUAUUAUCCAAAGGGUGGAGGUGAAGUUGUUGUAAAGACAUCUCCUGUGGCCUCCUUUUUACAGCCUGUAGAUAUUGUUACAGCUGGCCAGGUCACUCAUUUCUCAGGACGGUCUUUUGUUGCUGGUGUUCUUCCAAUAAAGGUAGCUCAUGCUAUGGCUGAUAGUGCAUCACGUGUUCUUCGUCAAGCCUAUCCUGGUGUUCCUCUCAAGAUCGACAGGAUAAAAGAACCAUCAGAGGUAGCGGUUGGGAAUGGAAGUGGAAUCGUAAUAAUGGCUGAAACCUCAACGGGCUGUCUAUUAGGAGGGUCAGCUCUUGGAAGGAAAGGAGAAAGUGCAGAGAAAGUAGGAGAAGCAGCAGCUAAAGAACUCCUUGAUGAUCUUAACUGUGGAGGAUGUGUAGAUCAUCAUCUCCAAGAUCAGCUUAUUAUCUUCAUGGCUUUGGCAAAGGGUGAAUCCAGGAUUAAAACUGGACCAGUAACUUUACACACUGAAACUGCAAUCUACGUGGUCCAGUUGUUAACAGAGGCCAAGUUCAACUUAGUCAAAGACGAAGUCCACAAUUCCUGUAUCAUUGAAUGUCAAGGUAUUGGCCUACAACAAAGCAGUGACUGACAAGUUAUUGAAUGCUAUUUCCUGUAUCUUCUGAUGUAAACCCAAAAAUUAAAAUCAACUGUGUUUUGAUGCCGGUGUUUCCCCAUCCCUCCAUGCUUGAAAAAAAAUCAGUCUUAAGUUUUGUAGAAAAAAAAAA